AUGGCGGUGUCCCAUGACACAUUCACACAUUGUGCCGCCGCAAUCGAUGCGAUAUUUUUUAUAAGUGUGGCAUCUGAGCAUCAUAUAGCCCUCAGCGAGUGCCACAUAUCUUUCUGGACACUCUACGAUUCAACGGACACAUGCAGGGAGGGCUGCUCAGCUGUAGGAGGUGCGCGCAUUGGACUAAAUACCUUCGAAACGAACAACAGGCGAGACACCCUGACGUAUGUCCUGACACUCAGUUGCCCCCAUGCAAGCGUUACCGUGGACUCUUGUGCUGUGAUUGGAGACCAGUUGUUCCUGCCACAUGACUCAUUAAUCGUCUUGAAGCCGUCUGACACGCCGGUCAAUCUUGGCAGGUUCACGUUGCGACACCAAGAAACGUCUACAUCAACUGAGCAUGCGUCGGUGCAAAGGCUUCACAAGCUUGCUUGCCCCAUUAUACACGGUGUACCCGCUACAAAUAACUGGAUUUGUGCUGGAUACAUCGGGUGGAUUGUCCUUAUAGCACUGGCGUGGACGCUGAAGACGACCUAUUGUGAUGCUGCACUCAAACUGGCACGAGGCAUCUAG
Eimeria maxima is the source of this 573-nucleotide messenger RNA. RefSeq lists its product as hypothetical. The coding region runs from base 1 to 573 and encodes 190 amino acids. The record is from RefSeq and is a predicted model, not a curated record. The transcript is spliced from 4 exons. Lineage: Eukaryota; Apicomplexa; Conoidasida; Eucoccidiorida; Eimeriidae.